GAGAAGGGAAGAGUGAGAGUGAGAGAGAGAGUGAGAGAGAGAGAAGAAACGGGGUGUUGCCGCCUCAGAGACACACUCACGCACGGAGUAACAGCAGCAGGCUGAGAACAGAGCAUCCCCCCAUACUUCUCUCUGGGAAAUCCUGUUUGUUUUUUAAUUAUUGAAGCAUUACAAAGACUUUUGUAUUAUUAAUAAAAUCUGAGACCGCACGAGCAUAGCAUCAGAGGAGCGGCUACUACAGAAAGCAGCGCCGAAGCUGAAGCGUUGAAGCAGACGGACAUUGUUCAGCACCUUGGAUAGCGACCAUGGCUCCAAUGGUGGAGGAUGGAGCUCAGCUCGUGGCAGUGCCAGUAGGUGUUGCUGUGGUGAGUGUCUUCGGCCUCGUAUUCACUGUGUCAGCCUUUGCGUGGAUCUGUUGCCAGCGUAAAAACACCAAGUCCCAGAAGACACCUCCGUACAAGUUUGUGCACAUGCUCAAAGGAGUCGACAUUUACCCAGAGAGCCUCAGUGGCAAGAAAAAGUUUGCUGCGCCUCCCACCACAGCAGCUAACGACACCAGUAAAACAGAUGUCAAUGGAAACUGCCACACCGCGCCACCAGUGAAUGCAGCUGGCACAGACAAACUGGCAUCAAGCCCAAAUGGCUCCAGGCCAACUCUCCAUCUGGACCUGGAGAAACGGGAUCUGAAUGGCAACUUUACCACUAAACCAUUUCAUCACCACCAGAAGCUGCGGAGCUCCCCAGAUCUGGAGCUGCCUUCUCCCCAUGCAGGGUUCACCCAGCCUGGUGUGAUGGACCGCCGUGACCUGCCUUCACCAUCCAGUACUCUCUCCAGCCAAGCACCCACCCCGGCUGUGGACAGGCCCCAGGGGGAAGACAAGGAGGCUGGACUAGGGACCCUCCACUUUUCCCUUGAAUACCAGGAAGAGAGGAAGGCAUUCAUUGUUCAUAUCAAGGAAGCCCAUGGUCUGACUCCAACUGACGAGCAGUCGCUGACCUCUGACCCUUACAUCAAGCUGACCCUACUGCCGGAAAAAAAGCACAGGGUGAAGACCAGAGUCUUGCGAAAAACUCUAGACCCCACUUUUGAUGAGACCUUCAGCUUCUACGGCAUCUCACUUGCUCGUGUGUCAGAGUUGGCCCUUCACUUCAUGGUGCUGAGCUUUGACCGGUUCUCUCGUGAUGAAGUCAUCGGCGAGACCCUUGUUCCCUUGUCUGGGAUCGACUUGUCCGAGGGGCGUGUCCUCAUGAGCCGAGAGAUAAUCAAGAAAAAUGUCAAGAAAUCUUCAGGUCGUGGUGAGUUAUUGCUGUCCCUGUGUUACCAGUCCACCACCAACACUCUGACUGUAGUUGUUCUCAAAGCUCGCCACCUCCCCAAGACUGAAAACAAUGGACCUACAGAUCCAUAUGUCAAGGUGAACAUGUAUCAUGGAAAGAAACGCGUGUGCAAGAAGAAAACCCAUGUGAAGAAAAGCUCGCCUAACCCGGUGUUUAAUGAGCUCUUUGUCUUCGAUCUACCCUCCGAAGAGGGCCUGAGGGACACCAGCGUGGAGCUACUGCUGAUGGACUCAGACAUGGGCAACUCACGCUGCCCCAACACCGUCAUUGGGCGCCUUGUGCUGGGCACAUCGGCGGCAGGUACUCCCGGGGAGCACUGGAGGGAGAUCUGCGACCACCCGCGUCGCCAGAUCGCCAAGUGGCAUGUCAUGUCAGAGGAUUAGAAAGUUGGGGUGUUGGUGGCUCCUGUCAUCCAUAUCUGAUCUGGUUCAACCACGAGAGGGACGGAAUGAGGAUGGGUGGGAUCCAACAUCCUGCUUGCCAGUAACCAAUGGACUUAAAAUGAGGGCGGGUUGAAUAAGGGGGGAGUGGACUUUGAUGUGUGUAGGAGGGGUUCAUUUCAAGUGAUGUCAUCAUUCAAUCGUUCAUUCAUUCAAUCACCUAUCUUUGAAGUAUUUGGGGUUCAGUGGGAGGGCAGGGGCAUGACAAAAGGAACCCCAAAGCUUUAAACGAUUCCAAAGACUGUCACUGAAAAUCACCUGGAAACAUGCAGCAUCAUCUACAUGCAAGCAACCAAUUGUCACUGUAGCCGUGUGCAGUGCAGAAUGUCUUUAAUGUUGCUAUUACUCUUCUUCUUUUCCUCUUCUUCUUCUUCUUCUUCUCUUUCUUCAGCUCUUCCUCCUAUAAAUAGUAACCUAUAUUCCAUCAUAUGAAAACCAGAAUGAACCACAUCUGACACAGCUGUAAAAAAGUGGAUUAUUAUUAAAGUUUAUUUUAUAAUGACAAUGUUUUCAUCAUAAAGAUGUAGACUGUUUUUAUUUAUCUUUUUUUUAUUUGUACUCUUGGUUUGUUGAACAUGUUUUGUAAGUAUAAGUGGUAUUUCAUAUAUCAUUUUCUUAAGUGCAAGAAAGCCUAAAUUAGGUGGUUGGAGAAUAGAUUGGAACUGACUGACUGCAUCGGGGACAGUAAUGUGGAUGCAUUUACACACGUGUGAGAGGAUGCGCGUCUUUCGAAUAAAGUGUCCUGACACCACUGUGUGAGUUUGUGUGUGUGUUUGUGUGUUAAAGAGAUGGGAGCCGCAUAAUAUUUACGUUGUGUUUUGUCCCCUUUACUGUGAGCACAAAGACGGCUGAAAUGUAAAUGUAUGUACUUAUAAAAUAUGGCAAGUUCUGAGAAAGAAAA
Messenger RNA from Haplochromis burtoni (Burton's mouthbrooder), 2679 nucleotides. RefSeq names its product synaptotagmin IV (gene syt4). The transcript is spliced from 5 exons. The record is from RefSeq and is a predicted model, not a curated record. Gene Ontology annotation, biological process: regulation of dopamine secretion; vesicle fusion; cellular response to calcium ion. Bases 306 to 1721 code for a protein of 471 amino acids. Gene Ontology annotation, cellular component: axon; synapse. Gene Ontology annotation, molecular function: SNARE binding; clathrin binding; calcium ion binding. Lineage: Eukaryota; Metazoa; Chordata; Actinopteri; Cichliformes; Cichlidae.